UUUUUUUUUAAUCUGUAUCUCUCUUCCUCCACAGGGGAUAUUACAACUGGUCACAGCUACCAGGACUGAACCUUUCCUUUUACAGAGCAGAUGCUAUUGGCCCUUCUGGGCUGAAUCUGGAACUUCUUUACAGCUGGAUCAACAAGUUCCAUGAAUAUUCAGGCCCUAAGGAAUUUGGGCAGAUAUUCAAGAAGUGGCAGGAACUAGCUGAUGAAUCUAAAGCUCUCCCAGGUUUUUAUGCUGAAAACACAACUAUUCAGAUUGCUUUAUGCUCUCAUGUGAGCACAUUAAAGCAUAUGAAACAACAACAACAAAAAAAUCCUGCUCUAUUGAUAAAAAACAUGCAGCCAUUUCCAAAGCUGCUCCUCACAGAAAUGCACAUUAUCGCCCCGUAGCUGCUGCUUGACCCAUCCCUUUGGGUGAGAACUUGCUUUUGUUCUGCUCUUCCUCUCCUUGAGAGUAGUAAUAUGUGGGGAUAGAGAGCUGAUCAAGGGUUACUUUCUGAAGGGCUCAGGUCACAGACAGCAUUUGCUCCCCCUGCCUCAGCUCUGAGAUGGGCUGGGAAGCAGGUAUGACAGACACAGAUCCAGGGACUGCUGUGGGAGGGAAGCAGAAGAGGAGGGGCACAAAGGAACCGAGAUACAGCCUCUUUGCCUCUGCUCCAAGCUCUCAGGGCAGCCUCAUCCUCAGUCCUUCAGGCACGGGCUUCUCUGCCACAUGAGCUUCUCCAGCACCAGCUGCUAAACCUGCAGUUACCUCUUGGAUGACACAUAUUCCUCUACCCCCUUUUUUGCCAGCUUCUGGAAGAAUUUGCACUGGAGACAAAGCACGCAAGAAUCAUCUGAAGAAAAAUGCUCCCCAAAGACAAAACACAGAGCACUGCAAAACCCAAGCAUUCAGCCUCUGGCCACCACUAACAAACAGACCUGCCUGGUAGCAGCCAGGGCUACAGUGACUGCUCCCUGCCUUCCAAGCAGCCUAGCUACAUGGAGGAGCAAGAAGACAUCUUUGUACUUUCCCUCAGAACCAGCACCAGCAAAUGCAGCCUUGACACUAACCAAACAGGGACUCCAACAUGCUGGUCAGGAGCAACCAGAGGUGGCCCAGAAGUGGGGAUCGUACCAGUGCUUUUUGGAUUGAUUUUCCUCCUGGGAAUAGUGGGAAACACAUUGGUGUUGGUUGUUUUGGAACAUUUCCGGCCUAGAAGACGCCCACCGUGCAGCAUUACCAACAUCUUCAUCCUGAACUUGAGCAUUGCAGACUUCUCCUUUCUGCUGUUCUGUGUCCCCUUCCAGGCCACCAUCUACUCCCUGCCAGAGUGGAUCUUCGGUGCCUUCUUUUGCAGAUGGGUUCACUACUUGGCUAUGGCAACAAUGCUGGUCAGCAUCUUUACGCUGGUGGAUAUGUCCAUGGACAGGUACAUUGCUGUGGUCCACGCCAAGAGUUCACACUGCAUCCGCAGCAAACACAACGCUGCCCUUGGUGUGGCUGUCAUUUGGCUGCUGUCUCUAAUCAUUGCCAUCCCUGUGGCCGAGCACCAGGCCCUCGUGAGUGGUCAUCAGCAAGCACCCAACAGCCUCUUCUGCUGGGAGCAUUGGGCAAAUGGUUCAACAGCCAAGCAGAUGUACAAGGUCACCAUCCUGUUGGUGGGGUACCUCCUGCCCCUGGUGCUCAUCACCUUCUGCUAUGCCAAGGUUCUGUAUCAUCUCCAUACAAAAGUAAACAUUUUCAAGAAGUCAGAGAGAUCAAAGAGGAAGACAGCACAGACCGUGCUGCUUGUGGUUGCUGUGUUCCUGCUCUCCUGGCUGCCACACCACAUCAUCACGAUGUGGGCUGAGUUUGGGCAGUUUCCUCUGAACAACAUCUCCUUUACCUUCCGCAUCAUCUCUCACUGCCUAGCCUAUGGGAACUCCUGCAUCAACCCCAUCAUUUACGCUUUCCUCUCGGAAAAUUUCCACAAGGCCUGCCGGCAAGUGCUCACCCACAAGCUCUUCCUGCAGCCAGUUCCUGCUGAGAAAUUGGUCAGAGUACGUAUGGAGAAGUUUUCCACCACACACUCUACCACUAACAUGUAAAUCAGGCUCACAAAUACAUUUCAGGAGGAAGAGGAGGGGAAAGAGUGCUGUCUGGGGAAAACAAGUACACAAGUACAUUUCAGGGAGCAGUGCAACCUGCAAAAAUAUGGAUUUUGUUAGAUUACCAGAGUGGUAGGAGGCAUUUUCCAUGUGGCUGUUAGGACACUUGACACAGCUUAUCCUAGGGCACCUUGAUAGGUGCAACAUAAAUUUUUUAAUGUCCUUGUACUGCCCAUAAGACAGAACUCCUAUGUAGUUGUAGUUAUGUCUAAAAUUCAUAGUAGUAGUAACA
Molecule: messenger RNA, 2367 nt
Organism: Pezoporus occidentalis (night parrot)
Lineage: Eukaryota; Metazoa; Chordata; Aves; Psittaciformes; Psittacidae
Product: galanin receptor type 1-like
Exons: 3
Coding region: 987-2075 (362 amino acids)
Biological process (GO): neuropeptide signaling pathway
Cellular component (GO): plasma membrane
Molecular function (GO): G protein-coupled peptide receptor activity
Source: RefSeq, a predicted model, not a curated record